Messenger RNA from Bufo bufo (common toad), 1471 nucleotides. It is a transcript of the gene MFF, whose product is annotated as mitochondrial fission factor. Gene Ontology annotation, biological process: positive regulation of mitochondrial fission. The transcript is spliced from 9 exons. Gene Ontology annotation, cellular component: peroxisome; mitochondrial outer membrane. Bases 168 to 1082 code for a protein of 304 amino acids. NCBI's taxonomy places the organism in Eukaryota, Metazoa, Chordata, Amphibia, Anura, Bufonidae. The record is from RefSeq and is a predicted model, not a curated record.
CUCCUUACCGGGUAUAGUAUUUAGCCAUUACCUUACUUCCGGGGUACGGCGGCUGAUUGGGGCCAUCUCCUGGAAGCUGCGCUCCUGUAGGGCGGUAUCCAUAACAUCUGACCUGUCCUCAGGAUAGGUCAUCAAUAUCAGAUCGGCGGAGGACACUUUGCGGAAAAAUGAUGAGCGUUGCAGGAUUCUCCCCUCCCGCAGCAGAGAUGGCGGAAAUCAAUCGUAUGCAGUAUGACAUUGAGUACACAGAGGGCAUCAGCCAGAGAAUGAGGGUCCCAGAGAUGCUAAAAGUCGCUUCGAGCAACACAGAAACAGGUUCUAAACAUCCGGUCAACAUCCCCGCGCCUGGUGUCAUCAUGCAAGUUCCUGAGAGAAUUGUUGUGGCAGGUCAUAAUGAGGAAGCAUCCUUUUCCAGGCCUGCUGAUCUGGAUCUUAUUCAGACGACCCCUUUUGAACAUUUGGCACUGAAGACUCCACCUCGGGUACUGACCCUCAGUGAGAGGCCACUGGAUUUCCUGGACUUGGAAAGACCUACACCAGUCACUCCCCAAAAUGAUGAGGUGCGACAUAUGGGACGGCAGAAGAGAGAGCGCUCAGUCAGUGAGAACACUAUAAGACACAAUGGACAACUUGUUAGAAAUGACUCCAUCCCGACUCCACCUGCCCCCACAGGCCGCCCGAACCUUGCUCCCUCGCUCCCCGCAGAUGGAGCAGACCUUUUCUCUGCCCGUGGCAUUCUGUCGCUCAUCCAGACCUCCACCCGCAGGGCUUAUCAGCAGGUCCUCGAUGUGCUGGAUGAAAACCGCAGGCCAGUCUUGCGUGGUGGGUCUUCAGCCUCUGCUCCUUCUCAUCAUGAUAAUCCAAGGUAUGCAGUUUCUACAUUGGAUGCCUCCAUGGAUGGAACACCAGAUGACCUGUCAUUAGUGGAUGCAGCUUCACUCAGAAGACAGAUAAUCAAACUGAACAGACGCCUUCUCCUCCUGGAAGAGGAGAACAAGGAGAGGGUCAAGAGAGAAAUGGUAAUGUACUCCAUCACUGUGGCCUUCUGGCUCCUCAACAGCUGGUUCUGGUUCAGGCGUUAAGAUCUUGCCAGAGGAGGGACUACACAGACAUCAUACAAGGAGACCCACCAAACCUUACGACAACACAGACAGUAGUGGGAGAGACCUAAAUCCACAGCAAGGUCAUCAGCCUUCUACGGGAAAAAUGCUUGUCAUCGCUUCCCUCCAGCUGAGCCGCAAAGAGUGCGUUCAGCUCUGGCUGUGACUGGGUUAAUGUAAAAAAAAAAGUGUAUUUUCAUUGUCUAUGUUAUGCUGGAGUGAAGUCUGUGUUGUCUCUGAAGCCUUCUUUCUACGUACAGCAUGCAAUAAUCAUUCCUGAUUUGAGACUCAUCAACCUCUGUAGGUUUCUGUUAUAAACUGUGGGACAGGGUUGAGAUGAAAGCAUCACUAUAGCAUGAGGGGGUUGUGAA